UACAUCACGCAAUCCUCACACAGCGUUCUUGUCAUCUAGUACUGAUGCGUAAUCUAACAUCGCUGCGUUUACCUGAUUGAUCUAAUGUUAGACGUGUUUUGAUCGAAGUGUAUUCAUUUAGAUAUCGGAGAAAAAAAAUAGUGCUGUAUAUUCGUCGAUUUCUUCAUUCAGGUCUCACGAUCGCGAGAAUAAACGGCUUUAUUCUGUCAGAUGUUUAAUGUUCUUUCGGUGUCGGUGAACGGAUGGUCGCUUCCGCUUUUCUGUUUCUUUUAAGUGAUUUUAUUUUGGCUUUAUAUUUGAAAGAAUCACGCACUGCUUCGGGAGUUUCCCACAGGUGUGUGACGUCACGGCGAAACAUUGUAUCAACGCCGCAACAGUGUUUCCGAGUCCGCGGGUUUCCCGGGAAACUGCGCUACUUUAACUCUGGCCCCCUGGAAUGCGACUUCUGCGAACAAAAACGAGCGCAGUUGGGCUAGUUCUGGACUGUUUUGGGAAGCAGUUGAUCGGGUUUUGUUGUGGAAAGCUGGCAACCCUUACUGAUCCCGCAGCUGAUUUCACAAUAUCCUCUUGCACACACGCUAUUGUCAUAUUAACUGCGAUUACAGUUGUGCUUUGUCAGCUUGACCUCAAUGGCACUGCUGUUCGGGAAAACGAAAGCUUAAAUGUUCCGAAACCAAUCAGCUGGGCUGUAGUAUCAGAUGGUAAUAUCUGAACACAUGCUGUGGGACUAUAGUAUAGUAACUCAUGGUUGGGUGUGUGGUGAAGUUCUGGUGAAUCUAUAGAGUCAUCAUGCAGAGUACGGCGAACUAUCUGUGGAUGAUGAAUGACCUGCUGGGUCAGGGAGCCACGGCCAACGUUUACCGCGGCAGACACAAGAAAACCGGCGACCUCUAUGCGGUCAAAGUGUUCAAUAACCUGAGCUUCCUGCGUCCGCUGGACGUCCAGAUGAGAGAGUUCGAGGUGCUGAAAAAACUCAACCACAAAAACAUUGUGAAGCUCUUCGCCGUUGAGGAGGAGUCGAACACACGUCAUAAGGUGUUGGUGAUGGAGUAUUGUCCGUGUGGAAGUCUCUACACGGUUCUCGAGGAGCCGACAAACGCUUACGGACUCCCAGAGGACGAGUUCCUCAUCGUUCUGCAGGAUGUCGUGGCAGGAAUGAAUCAUCUGAGAGAGUACGGGAUCGUCCAUCGAGACAUCAAACCUGGGAACAUCAUGCGUGUGAUCGGUGAAGACGGACGAUCCGUCUACAAACUGACCGACUUCGGAGCCGCGCGUGAGCUGGAGGACGACGAGCAGUUCGUGUCGCUCUACGGCACGGAGGAGUAUCUGCAUCCUGACAUGUACGAGCGAGCCGUGCUGAGGAAAGACCACCAGAAGAAAUACGGAGCCACGGUGGAUCUGUGGAGCAUCGGAGUCACGUUUUAUCACGCCGCCACCGGCUGCCUGCCGUUUAAACCGUUCGAAGGGCCGCGCAAGAACAAAGAAGUCAUGUAUAAGAUCAUCACAGAGAAGCCGUCCGGCGCGAUCUCGGGCCAUCAGAAAUUUGAGAACGGGAAGAUCGAGUGGAGUUCAGAGAUGCCGAUCUCCUGCAGCCUCUCCAAGGGUCUACAGAGUCUCCUCACUCCAGUGCUGGCCAACAUCCUCGAGGCAGACCAGGAGAAAUGCUGGGGCUUCGACCAGUUCUUCGCUGAGACCAGUGAUAUCUUACACCGCAUCGUGGUCUACGUGUUCAGUCUGCAGCAGGCCACGCUCCAUCACAUCUACAUACACACAUACAACACGGCGAAUCUCUUUCAGGAGCUGCUCUUCAGACGGACCAACAUAACACCGUCUCAUCAGGACUUCCUGUAUGAGGGCCAACGCCUCGUCCUCGACCCAAACCGGCAGGCUCAGACCUUCCCCAAGACCUCCAGAGAGAAUCCCAUCAUGCUGCUGAGCAGAGACCCUGUCAACACCGUCGGCCUGCUGUUUGAGGACCCCAGCCCACCUAAAGUACAACCGCGCUAUGACCUGGAUCUGGACGCCAGCUACGCCAAGACAUUCGCAGGUGAUGUUGGAUAUCUGUGGAAGACGUCCGAUUCUUUGCUUCUGUACCAGGAGCUGGUGAGGAAAGGCGUCCGAGGCCUGAUCGAGCUGAUCAAAGACGAGUACAGUGAGACGGCACACAAGAAGACGGAGGUGAUUCACAUGUGUAACUACUGCAGCCAGACGCUGGAGCGAACCGAGCAGCUGUGUGACGCUCUGAUGCAGGGAAACCUCCUGUUGGUGGAGUAUGAUGAGAUCCGGGACACGAGGAAGAAGGUUCUGCGGCUGUCUGGGUCUCUGGGCUCCAUGGAGCAGAAGCUACAGGAAAUCAGCAGCAUGUUUCUGCCGGGAGGAAAUCUGACCGACACGUGGACACAGCAAGUGGGAACGCACCCGGAGGACAGGAAUGUGGAGAAGAUCAAGGUUCUGCUGGAGGCCAUCAGCAGCAUCUAUCAGCAGUUCAAGAAGGACAAGGCCGAGAGACGUUUGCCUUAUAAUGAAGAACAAAUCCACAAGUUUGACAAGCAAAAGCUGGUUUUACACGCCACCAAAGCGCGGGCGCUCUUCACAGACGAGUGUGCCAUGAAAUAUCGCCUCUUCAUCUCCAAGAGCGAGGAGUGGAUGAAGAAGUUCCAUCACGUGCGGAAACACCUCUUGACUCUGACUGGUCAGUUCAGCAGCAUGGAACAGGAAGUGACCGUGCUCAUGCAGCGUGUGUAUAAACUGCUGGAGCAGUUACCGCAGAAGAUUGUCCCGAUGACGUCUGGAGGAAUGAAACCGCAGGCGUACCUCAGUCCCAACACACUGGUGGAGAUGACGCUGGGGAUGAAGAAGCUGAAGGAGGAGAUGGAAGGAGUCGUGAAGGAGCUGGCGGAGAACAACCUGUUCCUGGAGAGGUUCGGGACGCUGACGGUGGACAUCAGAGCCGUGGAUCGAAUGUGACGCGCUCGCACAAACCACAAACUCUGUUAGCUGUACUGUACAUGUGAAUAGAAUGUAAAUACACAUCUUCAACUUGACUUAAUGCCAUUAUUUUAAUCCUGCGUUAAUUCUCUGAAUGUGAACAUUACACUAGAGUUGCUUUUAAGCCCAAAUAAGUGAUUUUAUUUCUGUUCUCCUCAUGAAAGUGAAGCAUAUCCAUCAUUAGAGCCGUAAGCAUGUGUGAAGUUCGAAAGCGCUCCUGCUCUUGUGUUGGUGAACGUUAGUGAACGUGUAAAGCAGAUGUGUUUUCCUUCAGUGUAAAUGAAAGCGCUUGCACUAUUUAUAGACAGUAAUGUUUGUUUCUUUAAAUGAGUAAAAAGAACCGCUGAGUUCUGAUAAAAC
Carassius gibelio (silver crucian carp) is the source of this 3348-nucleotide messenger RNA. Its product is annotated as serine/threonine-protein kinase TBK1. Gene Ontology annotation, cellular component: cytoplasm. Gene Ontology annotation, biological process: peptidyl-serine phosphorylation. The transcript is spliced from 21 exons. Lineage: Eukaryota; Metazoa; Chordata; Actinopteri; Cypriniformes; Cyprinidae. The coding region runs from base 790 to 2967 and encodes 725 amino acids. The record is from RefSeq and is a predicted model, not a curated record. Gene Ontology annotation, molecular function: protein serine/threonine kinase activity; ATP binding.